Messenger RNA from Alternaria triticimaculans, 2457 nucleotides. RefSeq lists its product as uncharacterized. The transcript is spliced from 5 exons. Bases 1 to 2457 code for a protein of 818 amino acids. Gene Ontology annotation, biological process: positive regulation of transcription by RNA polymerase II. Lineage: Eukaryota; Fungi; Ascomycota; Dothideomycetes; Pleosporales; Pleosporaceae. Gene Ontology annotation, molecular function: transcription cis-regulatory region binding; DNA-binding transcription factor activity. The record is from RefSeq and is a predicted model, not a curated record. Gene Ontology annotation, cellular component: nucleus.
AUGGUCAUACGCCUACCGCUUCAUAUUUCCCGCCCCCUCAGUCUAUGCACACCAGCCCACAGACACAACCAACCUACCGCCGUAUCACGAAAGCAACGAUCUCAACCGCAACUUCUCCUCGGCGGAUUCGAUGUCGACGAUCAUGUCAGUCCUACGCAGGUUCUCGACGAAGCCGCGAUCGAAAACGAGGACGACGACUACUGGGACGUUCAAUCGGACGAAGAGAUGUUUGAAGCGGAAACAGUCGAGGACGAGCAGGCCCUACUUGCGAGCAAGGAAUUCAGUAACAUACGUCGCAUACACCUCGAGAAUUACAAUGAGCUUGGAAUCAGACGAUACGAUGCGUUCUUGUACGACGGGUUACUGUCGCACUAUAGACCGGAGUAUGCAGCAAGCCCCCUGCGCAAUCCCAAGACUGCGAGGGUUUUCGCGCACUACAUUCAUGUGACCGGACCUACACUGUCGAUGUACGAACGAAAUCCCCGAAAUCCCACUCUCAUCUUCGAAAGCACUACACACCCAGCUCAGCAAGGACUAUGGACACAUACAUUACCUUUGAAGGCUCUGAGCCACCAAGGACUUUUACACGCCAUGCUAGCGCUAGCAAGCCUGCACAUCGCAAGACUGCAGGGUGCUUCUAUAACGCCGUCCUACAAACACUAUGCAUAUUCACUUAAACGCCUCGUGCGCUCUCUCGGCAACCCUACAAAACGUCUAUCAACAAACACACUAGCGACUUCCUUACUCCUGGCUUUCUACGAAGUCUGGACGGCAGAACAUGUGAAAUGGGGAACACAUCUCGUCGGUGCCCAGCGCCUAAUCACCGAGCUCGACUUCCGGUCACUCACGCGAGAGUACAGACGCAUGCGAGCAGCGCAAACGGCGAUGGAACGACAGUUCCCACACCAGAAUCCGGAGAUGCUGUUUGACCAACGACAGUUCGACCAGAGGCUCAAAGACAGCGCUUUGAUGCCAGAUCAAGGUCUUGUGAGCACGAUAGUGGGGAAGAAGGUUAAUUACGACGACUUUGGAAUGGUGUUUGAGGACAAUGGCGCGAGGCACGACGCGAGGCAAAGCAUACCCGCAAAACUGGACUUGCAAAGUUUCGAGACACUGCAGGAUAUUUACUGGUCAUAUGCUAGGCAUGAUGUUUACCAGAGCAUCGUGAGCGGCCAUCGUCUCAUUAACCCCUACCAUGCCCUUUACGGCUCCCACGAUCACAUCAUUCUUCUCCUAGGUCGUAUCGCAGAUUUUACAGUUCGAGACCGCACUCGCAAACUUCGACAAGUGGAAGCGGAUGGAGGAUGGCGACCUCGCCCAGGUAUGCCCGGUUUUGGCAGCAUGGGACCACCUCCCAGCGGCCCACCUGGUCAACAACAAAUGCAUGCGGGUUCUGGAGGACCUCCACCUCAGAUGCAAGGUCCGCCGCCAGGAUGGACAGGGCAAGGACCACCACAGCCACCACCUGGCUUUGGCCCACCACCCGGAUCGACUGGAGGACCACCCCGAAGCCAACCACCACCCAUGCCCAAUUUCUACGGCAUGGCCCCCUCCGCAGGCCCCGGCCCCAUCCUCUCCAGCUACGAAAACCCAAACUACGAACGCUCACCCCCUACCCCCAACGUACCCAAUCCGCAACACGCCGACCUACCCACCCUAUACGAGAAAGCAGUCUCAGAAUGGGAAACCAUAAUGGACGCCCACACAUCCGUCUUACGAGUUCUAGAACAAAGCGAAGGCUUCGCUCCAUUACCAGAAGACACUUAUCCACCACCCGUACCAGGAGGCCGGCCCCACGAACACGGUGGAAACAUGACACCCUUCGGCCCAGCCAUUCUUCACAGAAGCUACGACAUAUCCAUCCUAUGGGGCCUCGCCUAUCUCUCCAAAAUCAUCCUUUUGAGAUCCCACCCUGGCAUGCCACCCGCCGCGCAAAUGGCCGCCGGCGUCUGCGCCUCCGUUACAGCACCUUACUGCAUGCUCAUCGGCCGUAUAUGGGCUAGCGUCAGCAUGCCCGUUACAUCAGACCUCUCCCCUUUCCUCGGCGCCGUCUUGACAGAAUCAACCCUCUCUCUUUUCUUCGCUGGAAUCACAUUUCACGACCCGCGGCAGCGCGAGUGGCUCAUUACGCGUCUGCUCGAAACAGACAAGAAAACGGGGUGGGCGAGCGCGGGUAUUAUUGCUAAAGGGUGUGAGACGGCGUGGGAGAAGGCGGCGGAGAUGGGGAGGGGGCCGCCGUAUAAGAGACGGACUAAGAAGGUGCAGCCUGUGGAUAGGGAGGAGGUUGAGACUGAGGUUAAUAGGGAGGGUAUGAGAGGAAAGGAGAGGGAAGAGGGGAGGGUGCAGGAGAUUGGUGAGACGAGGUUUGUAGUUAAGAGUCAGAGGCCGCCUUGGGCUAUGAAUCUUUUGGGGACGGAGGAGGAUCUUAGGGUGGGAAUGGAGAGGUUUGGGCUUUGA